AUGUCAUCUUCCACGGAAAUCCAAGAUAUGAUAUCGGAGCUGAAGAGAAGCCAUACGCAGGUUCCUUGGUGCGACGAAUACGAGAAAAUGAUAAGUGGAAUGAGCUUUACGGCCUCGAGAUCUCCCGAACUCCAAGACCAUAAGCUCCGAACACUUACAUCGCUGAAUGAAUUCAAUGAGACAACUAUUCCUGAAGGAAGUACGCUUGCAUCAUUAAAGACUCGGCGUAUGACCGUCGCUAAAGACCUGCUGGGUAAAACGGGAGAGAGAGUAAAUAUCGAGCCGCCCUUUUUUGUUGGGUGGGGCUGUAACGUCUUUAUUGGGAACGAUGUAUACAUCAAUCGCGAAGACCUCUGGGCUCAUAGUGCAUCCCUUUUUGAUAAUGCAUUUAUCCGAAUCGAUGAUCGCGUUCUGAUCGGGCCCGGUGUGUGUAUCUGCACGGGUACACAUCAACCCGACGCAAAGGACCGGAGAGAAAACAGUGGAACUUCUUUUGCUCGCCCAAUAAUUAUUGAGGCAGAUUGUUGGAUUGGAGCCCGGGCUACGAUUCUGGACGGUGUUCGUAUUGGAUCAGGCACUACAAUUGCAGCAGGAGCUGUGGUGACACGCGAUAUUGAACCACGGUGUCUUGCUGGGGGUAUACCCGCUAGGAUUAUUCGUAGAUUUGAGGAUGACUGA
Molecule: messenger RNA, 678 nt
Organism: Penicillium manginii
Lineage: Eukaryota; Fungi; Ascomycota; Eurotiomycetes; Eurotiales; Aspergillaceae
Product: sugar O-acetyltransferase
Exons: 3
Coding region: 1-678 (225 amino acids)
Molecular function (GO): acetyltransferase activity
Source: RefSeq, a predicted model, not a curated record